AUGUCCGCCCACGACCAGCUCCAACAGCCCGCCCCGCCCCCGGAGAACCGCGACGACGAGCAUCCAAGCCCCGAGGCCAAUCGCCGCGACUCGGAUGCCGGCGUCGAUCUGAAGGCGGCGCAGAUCCGCAGCGCAUGCAGGGACGCCGACCUCGACACCUUGACCCGCCUCGCAACCACCGCCCGCGGCCUGCUCACCGACCGCCUGCGCCGCGACGCCUGGCCGUUGCUGCUGGGCGCCCGCGACAGCCUCCCGGACAGCGACGGCGACUGCGACUGCGCCAGCCCCAGCGACAGCCCCAGCGACAGCCCUGCCGCCCCGCCCUGGACCCGGCUGCCGCCGCACCAUGACGAGGACCAGGUCAAGCUGGACGUGAACCGCUCCUUCGUCUACUACCCCAAGGACCAGUCGGAACAACAGAUCGAGGAGCGCAAGGAAGAGCUGUUCGAUGUCAUUGCCCACAUCUUGCGCCGUCACCCCCGCUUGUGCUACUUCCAAGGCUACCAUGACAUCGUCCAGGUCUUCCUGCUGGUGCUCGGCUCCGACCGAGCCGUGCCUGCUGUGACCCGUCUGUCGCUGCUGCGCAUCCGCGAUUUCAUGCUGCCCUCGCUCGACGCAGCCCUCGACCAUCUGAAACUGCUCCCUUCGAUCCUGUACAGCGUCGACUCUGCAUUAUACGAGCACCUGCGCCCCGCCGAGCCGUUCUUCGCCCUGGCCGCCACCAUCACAAUGUACGCCCACGACAUACAAGAGUACGGCGACAUUGCGCGCCUCUUUGACUUCUUGCUGGCGCACGAGGCCGUUUACAGCGUCUACCUAUUCGCUGCCAUCAUCCUCACCCGCAAAGACGAGCUCCUCGAGAUCCCGCCCGACGACAUCGACGUCUUGCACGUCACGCUCCAGAAGCUGCCCAAGCCGCUCGACCUGGAAGGCCUGAUCGCCUCGACCGUCGAGCUCUUCGCCAAGAAGCCCCCCGAGUCUCUCCCCUGGGGCGCGUGGCGCGCAAUCUCGCCUUACAGCGUGCUCAGGACAACGCGCGAGCCGCGGGCUCUGACGACGCAGACGCUGGAAGAGGCCGAGCAGCUCCUCGUCAAGCAUGAGGAGCAGAUCAGGCGCGCCAACAUGUACAAGAAGGUGGCGAACGGCAUCAGAUGGGGUCUGUGGCGGUACAGGCGUCCGGCCGGCGGCUUCGUCAUGGCCGUCGCCGUCGGCGUGCUCGCGUGGUGGCUCGGUAGGUCUGACCACGGGGCGACGUAUCUGUCGACUGUUCGCCAGACGCUGUACUUGUUUCUUGGUGGCCAGUAUCGGUAG
Molecule: messenger RNA, 1311 nt
Organism: Diplodia corticola
Lineage: Eukaryota; Fungi; Ascomycota; Dothideomycetes; Botryosphaeriales; Botryosphaeriaceae
Product: tbc domain protein
Exons: 4
Coding region: 1-1311 (436 amino acids)
Biological process (GO): endoplasmic reticulum to Golgi vesicle-mediated transport; positive regulation of GTPase activity
Cellular component (GO): endoplasmic reticulum membrane
Molecular function (GO): GTPase activator activity
Source: RefSeq, a predicted model, not a curated record